AUGGCUAGCAAGGCGGAGAAAAAACUAGCAGCGGACCUUCUGGUGGAGAAAUUCGUAGCGGAUUUCACCUAUGAACGGGAUUGUUGCCAGGUUGCGGUACGUUUGGAGGCGCUCAACAAGUGCAACGAACUCUUCUUGAACGUGCAAAACGACAUCGAGAUGGGUGACAACGAAGAACGGUUCGAGACACAUCUGGAGUUCCGGGCGGAUUUCGAGGAUCGGUUUUGCAGAGCGAAAGGUUUUUUGUUGUCAAAGCUGGAAAGCAGGGAGCAUCUUCUGAGUUCGACGAUCAUGCACGCAUCGACUUCUCAUAGCAUGUCUUCCAGUUUCCAUCAUCGGCUGCCUAAAAUCGAUCUACCGAAGUUUAGCGGGGAUGAAUCGCGAUGGAUAUCAUUUCGCGACAACUUCAUUUCGAUGAUCCACUGCAACGAGGACAUACCGAUCGUCAACAAACUGCAGUACCUGUUGCAGUCGCUGGAAGGAGAGGCAAGAAAACCGUUUGAGUCUGUGGAUAUCCAAGCCGAUAACUAUGCGUCGACGUGGGACGCAUUGAAAAAGCGCUACGACAACAAGCGAUUCCUCAAGAAGGAGCUGUUUCGAGGCCUGUACAAUCUUCCACCGAUCCAGUAUGAGUCAGCUCAAGACCUCAACACACUAGUGGAUGAUUUUCAGCGACACGUCAAGGCUUUGGGAAAGUUGGGCGAACCGAUCGAGCAUUGGGACACUCCGCUCAUCUUCAUCCUUUCAAACAAGUUGGAUUCGGCGACGAUUCGUGCAUGGGAGCAAGAUACUCGACAGAAGGACGAGGUGAAAUACGAAGAGCUCAUCGAGUUUCUCAUCCACCAGGUCCGGAUGUUGAAAUCCGUGGACAGCGAUCUCCAACAUCGUUCCUCAGUGCCUACCGUUUCCAAGGUGGCCGGACAAAUCCCGAAGAAACCAGUUCCCAUCCGAUCUGUCGUGAACACAGCUACUUCCGAAACUCAAUCCAGCACUUCGCCAUGCCACUGUUGCCUGAGAGUUGUCCAUUGCACCAAUGUCCAGCAUUUUCGAACCUGUCAAGCUCCCAACGGCGAGAGCUUGUGA
Molecule: messenger RNA, 1083 nt
Organism: Uranotaenia lowii
Lineage: Eukaryota; Metazoa; Arthropoda; Insecta; Diptera; Culicidae
Exons: 1
Coding region: 1-1083 (360 amino acids)
Source: RefSeq, a predicted model, not a curated record